ACUCCCAAAAACUAGCGUAGCCAGGAAGUGGGGCCGUCAUGUCACGUCGACAUGGAAUUAGCAGUCUAUAUUGACAACAAAUUUUUGCGUUCUUGUUUGAGCACACAUUUAUGAUGAUGCGUACAGUUUGGCACGUUUUGUUAUGCAUUUUGUUGUAUAUUUACUCGUGUGUAUCAGAGCAAACUGAGAGGAAAGAUAAUUUCUACGUGAACGAGAGAGAUGACGGAGGAGUUGCUCAACAUAAGGAUUAUAGUCUUACUGAAAACCAUUUUGCAGUAAUCAAACAUGACUCUCAAGGUGCACACGAUUUACCAGACCUACACAAAGAUGGACCACUUGCCAGCAAGAUUAAUGACUCAGAGAACCACUCAAAUGAUUCCAUCCACUCCACAACAUCAGCAAGGCCAACUGCACCAGAACACCCAAACCCGAAGGCCAUUCUUCCCGUACAAACAGGGGUCAAGGCCCAGGAAGAAGAGCAGUCCAGUGGGUUGACCAUAUUUUUUAGCCUGCUGGUUAUUGGUAUCUGCAUUAUAUUGGUUCACCUGCUUAUCAAGUUCAAGCUGCAUUUUCUUCCUGAGAGUGUUGCUGUUGUGUCUCUUGGAAUUCUAAUGGGGGGAUUCAUUAAGGUCAUUGAGUUCCAGGAAUUGGCCAAUUGGAAGGAGGAGGAAAUGUUCCGGCCCAAUAUGUUCUUUCUUCUGCUCCUGCCACCAAUCAUCUUUGAAUCUGGAUACUCAUUGCAUAAGGGUAACUUCUUCCAAAACAUUGGCUCCAUCACCCUGUUUGCUGUGAUUGGCACAGCUAUCUCUGCCUUCAUAGUUGGAGGAGGCAUCUACUUCCUUGGACAGGCAGAUGUGAUUUACAAGAUGACCAUGACAGAUAGUUUUGCCUUUGGCUCACUCAUCUCAGCUGUGGACCCGGUUGCUACCAUAGCCAUCUUUAAUGCGCUCAAUGUGGAUCCUGUCCUAAACAUGUUGGUGUUUGGUGAGAGCAUCCUUAACGACGCAGUCUCUAUCGUCCUCACAAACACAGCAGAGGGAUUCUUUUCCCGCUCAGACACAAACAUGGUAACGGGAUGGGAGACAUUUUUGCAAGCAGUGGGUUAUUUCCUCAAAAUGUUCUUUGGGUCUGCUGCCUUGGGAACCCUCACAGGACUCAUCUCUGCUCUUUUUCUAAAACACUUUGACCUGAGGAAGACCCCCUCACUGGAGUUUGGCAUGAUGAUAAUCUUUGCCUACCUGCCCUACGGCCUGGCAGAGGGUAUUAAACUGUCUGGAAUUAUGUCCAUCCUGUUUGCCGGCAUUGUGAUGUCUCAUUACACCCAUCACAACUUGUCUCCAGUCACCCAGAUCCUCAUGCAACAGACGCUGCGUGCAGUUGCCUUUAUGUGCGAGACGUGUGUAUUUGCCUUCCUCGGUCUAUCCAUCUUCAGCUUCCCUCACAAUUUUGAAAUAUCAUUUGUCAUUUGGUGCAUUGUCCUGGUUCUUCUGGGCCGUGCCGUAAACAUUUUUCCUCUCUCAUUCCUACUUAACUUUUGCAGAGACCACAAGAUCACACCCAAGAUGAUGUUCAUCAUGUGGUUCAGUGGUUUGAGAGGUGCUAUCCCAUACGCCUUGAGCCUGCAUCUUGGCCUGGAGCCCAUUGAGAAGCGACAGCUCAUUGGCACCACCACGAUCAUCAUCGUGCUCUUUACCAUCCUCCUCCUUGGGGGCGGAACCAUGCCCCUCAUCCGCAUCAUGGACAUUGAGGACAGCCAGUCACGGAGGAAGAACAAGAAAGACAUUAAUCUCAGCAAGACACAGAAAAUGGGGAAUACUAUUGAGUCGGAGCAUCUAUCAGAACUGACUGAGGAGGAAUACGAGGCUCAGAUAUACCAGAGACAGGAUCUAAAGGGCUUCAUGUGGCUUGAUGCUAAGUACCUUAACCCUUUCUUCACCCGGAGGCUAACCCAAGAGGACCUGAUGCACGGACGGAUCCAGAUGAAGACUCUAACCAACAAGUGGUAUGAAGAAGUUCGGCAGGGUCCCUCAGGUUCAGAGGAUGACGACGAUGAAGCAGAGCUUCUGUGAACUGAACACUUUGACAUCAUAUACUGUAUAUAAUGUUUCAUCACAGGGAAGUUCAGCAAAACUGCACUACCGAACACUGGAGGCAAAAUAUUUCUACGAAAAUGAAUGUUUGUUACUUGAAUGCCAUAUUGUCAGCAGCUACUUAAAUAUAUGACACAGGUCACUGAUGUUGGACAGAACAUGUUAGGUUCCGUACCCAUUUGCCAAGUGUUAAGGGACAACAUUUUGUAAAGAAAUACAAGAGCACUUUUUCUUUUUUCUACUGACUGUGUGUGGGUGUAGUGUAUACAGUCGUGGUCAAAAGGUUUGGGAGUACAUUAUAUUUGGUAUUUCAAUAAAUCUGCUGCCUCAGUAUUUUUGAAGAAAACAUUUUACGCGUCUGUUAAAUACUGAAAAAAUAAGACAUUUUUGUGCGGAUCACAAAAAUAGAAAAUAAAGCAGCAAGCACAGAAUUUAACGGACUCCCGAAAUGUUUGGCCAUGACUAUCUACUUCAUUUUACAAUGUAAAAUGUCACAAAUCAAUUUUUAUUCUAUGAAUCUUUACUUUCUCUACGUUUCUUGGUUUGUAUGCACCAUUGAUGAUUUUGACUUGAUCAGUACAUAUGCAAUGAGGAUAAAAUGUAAUUAAUUUACGAAACUGGCUUGCAGAUAGACUUUAAUGUUUAUUUGGAACAGUGAGCAAGGUUUCGACCGCUACCCUGCAGCAGCGGUACUUGCACUGGAGUCAUUGCUGCUGGAUGUUUUACUGUGGAUUUCUAAUGUAGGGAGGCAUCAAUGUGAUGUGUGUGUGGGUACAUUUCUGUAUUUGUUCUACUUAUUUCUAAAAUGUACGUGU
Molecule: messenger RNA, 2905 nt
Organism: Dunckerocampus dactyliophorus (ringed pipefish)
Lineage: Eukaryota; Metazoa; Chordata; Actinopteri; Syngnathiformes; Syngnathidae
Gene: slc9a8
Product: solute carrier family 9 member 8
Exons: 16
Coding region: 111-2069 (652 amino acids)
Biological process (GO): regulation of pH; sodium ion transport; proton transmembrane transport
Cellular component (GO): membrane; Golgi apparatus
Molecular function (GO): sodium:proton antiporter activity
Source: RefSeq, a predicted model, not a curated record